AUGGUAGAGGACACUGGAAAGGGAUUCCUGAACUUUACGAAGGACUUCUCAAACACGGGCAGUAACAGCACGGGGAAAGAUAAAGGUAGAACUUCAAAUGAAGAGUGGUGGGACCCGGAAACCAAUGAAACAUCUGUUUCACCUGACUGGAACGUGAGCUCCCUUACCCCACCCAGCAACACGUCUGGUCAACCCUUGAACCCAGCGGACCCAGACGACAUCACCUCCAAGCAACCCCUGCGUCCUUCUCUGGUUUUGAUCCCUCCUCUCUUUGUGCCUCUGUAUUCUGAUUGGAACUCUGCCAUGGCCACAUGGGGACUGGCCUGGGAGGCACACGUCUAUGGCUUGGCUUCUGUGUUCGCUGGGUUCGGUUUGAUCUCUGUCCUCUGCUUGUUAGGCUUGCCCCUGCGUUGCCCCGCCGGCAGCCCCUAUUUCACCGUCCUGCACCUGCUCCUCCUGGCCACUGGGGGAGUCCGAGCUUUUUCUCUCCUCUAUGACGCCUACAGUCACCAGGACCGCCUUCCUCUCCUGGGCUCUCUUCUUCUGUCUGAGCUCCCGCUAGCCUGCCUCACCUCUGCCUUCUCUCUCUCCUUCAUCCUCCUUUCUCAGCGUUCGCGCAUGCGCCUCUCCCUCCGUUUCUCCCUCUCUGCCCCCCUGUCGACCCCGCCCCGGCCCUGUCUGUUGCUCGGCCUCUCCCUGCUUCACUUUGGCGCCUCCCUGGGCUGUGUGGGCCUCCUGCAGCUCCUCCCCAGCCUCCCUGCCCUGCUCCUGCUCCCCCAGGGCCUGUUUGUGUCCCUGUGCCUCCUCCUCUCCUGCUCCUACCUCCUCUUCUACUGCCACGUUCGGGCCGACAACACGCACAUCUACCAGCUGAGGGACACCGGCGAGGAAGGGGGGUCUCCCGAGAUUGGCCCACCCGCUAGGUGUCCAUUUGCGGAGGUGGGGGAGUGGGGUAAGGCGGCGGGGGCGGGGGUGGGGGCUGCCCUCUGUUUGAUGGGGUGCGGAGGGCUGCAGCUGUAUGGGAUACUGCAUGCCCUGGGACUGGGUGGGGUCAGUGCGGGGGCGGGGUUCCAGCCCUGGCCCUGGUGGGGCUAUCAGAUGGGCUGCAGACUCUGCGAGGUGGGGGUGUGUCUGUCCCUGUCGCUCAUUGGGGCACAGCCUCUUUUAUGUCACACUAGCUCUUCCUCCAGGACUACAUCGAACCCUCGACCGGGGUCCUGGUCGCGACUGCCCUGUGUCUCCACCUCCACGGGGCCCAAUCACUCUCCUCGGGCGGAGAACAAGUCCCCCACCCUCCCCCCACACUACCCUUGGUCCCCGUCCCAGCAGGACAAGCUGGUGGUCUGUGAGGUCAUCACUAAGAGCCCGUCAGAAAACCUGCCUCUCUACUCGCUGGCGGACCCCCCUCAGAAUGGGCCAGGCUUGCCCUCCAAUCCCAGCCACACCAGGAGCUCCAUACCCCCACUCCUCCCCAACCCUCCGAGCCCCCCAGGAAGACCCAGAGAUGGGGUUGAUUGGCACUUCUCCCUGGACAGUGCCACUCUUUACAGUGACUCUACUGUGGACCUGCGUCCUCCUUCUCCCAUAAACCUGUCCCGCAGCAUAGACCAAGCCCUGUUCAGUGAAACUCUCUUCCCCCAUGGUCUUUUCAGCCCUCCUAGGCUGUUCCAUGCCUCCUCCAGCCUCUCACUAACCUCCCCCAGCCAGGGAGACUCAUACCCAGGCUCCCACUCAGCCAGUAGUCCCCUCUACCGUACCUCCUCCUGUGGAGACGUGGACCAGGAUGACUCCAUGUCCCGGUCGCGGCUCUCUCAGCCAGACCACGACAGAACUCCGGGAUCCCCUGACCCCUGUGGAUGGAAGAGAAGUAAUGCCAGCUCUGUGGGCCAGGUUUCUCUGAGCAGCUCAUCCCAGGGACUGUGUUCUAGUCCCAUUGAUAAAGUGAAGAGUCGUUUCUGCCCCCGAGCCACCAGGGGGCAGCACCUCCCCCAGAGCAGCCUGCCACGGUCCAUCCCCCACAUGCCGCACCACAGACGCUACCGCACCCUGAGCUCGGCCUCCCAGUACAGCCAGGGGGAGGGCAGACUUGCGGGGACGGAGCACCUGAGUGAGAGCAGGCAGCUGGAGCGAGACCUGGCUGUCCAGGCAGAGUUCAUCAACGUGUGUAGACAGAUAGACUCUCUUAGUGUGUGUAGUGAUACUAUUGACCUAUAGGAAGUUAGAUUUAAAUGGUUAUAACAUUUGCCAAUUUUACGCUCUUUCUGGUGAAAAGAUGGGGAUUUUCUCAUAAAUAUUUAUUAAUGCGGUGGAUGAAAUGCCUCAGUGAAACUUGA
Messenger RNA from Hypomesus transpacificus, 2333 nucleotides. RefSeq names its product proline rich transmembrane protein 4a (gene prrt4a). Lineage: Eukaryota; Metazoa; Chordata; Actinopteri; Osmeriformes; Osmeridae. The transcript has 2 exons. The record is from RefSeq and is a predicted model, not a curated record. Bases 1 to 2214 code for a protein of 737 amino acids.